Panicum hallii is the source of this 1282-nucleotide messenger RNA. RefSeq lists its product as uncharacterized. The record is from RefSeq and is a predicted model, not a curated record. The transcript is spliced from 2 exons. NCBI's taxonomy places the organism in Eukaryota, Viridiplantae, Streptophyta, Magnoliopsida, Poales, Poaceae. The coding region runs from base 70 to 1086 and encodes 338 amino acids.
AGCCCACGAACUGCACAGCCAGCAGCAGCAGCGGCAGCAACAACCAAAGAGAUACCAAUAGUAGUAAUAAUGGCGCGGUGGUCGGCGUCGACCGCCGCCGUGCUGGGCGCGGGCCUGCUGCUGUGCGUGAUGGCGCUGGCGGCGUCCGCGCAGCCGCUGCAGCCGGGCAACAUGCAGGUCAUCACCAUGGAAGGCAAGCGCAACAGCAAGUUCACCUGCGCCGACGCCAGGAAGAACUCCAACCGCCCAGGAUGCACGGCCACCUGCCCCAACCGAUGCCCCAAGAAGUGCCUCGUCCUCUGCCCAACCUGCAAGACCUUCUGCCUGUGCGAUUUCUACCCCGGCGUGUCGUGCGGCGACCCGCGCUUCACCGGCGCCGACGGCAACAACUUCUACUUCCACGGCAAGAAGGACCGGGACUUCUGCAUCCUCUCCGACGCCGGCCUCCACAUCAACGCCCACUUCAUCGGCAAGCGCAACCCGACCAUGAGCCGCGACUUCACCUGGAUCCAGGCGCUCGGCGUCCGCUUCGCGCACCACCACCUCUACGUCGGCGCCGCCAGGACCGCCCGCUGGGACGCCGCCGCCGACCACCUCGCCCUCGCCUUCGACGACGAGGACGUCGCCCUCCCGGCCGCCGCCGGCACCCGCUGGUCCCCGCCCACCGCGCCCGCGCUCUCCGUCACCAGGACCGCGCACGCCAACACCGUCGUCGUCGAGCUCAGGGGCGUCUUCCGCAUCAUGGCCAACGUCGUGCCCAUCACCGCCGAGGACUCGCGGGUCCAUGGCUACGGCGUCACCGACGACGACAGCCUCGCGCACCUCGACCUCGGGUUCAAGUUCUACGACCUCACCGACGACGUCCACGGUGUGCUCGGACAGACCUACCGCACCGACUACGUCAACAGGCUCAACGUCACCGCCAAGAUGCCCGUCAUGGGGGGCGCCGACACCUUCCUCUCCUCGGGCCUCUUCGAGACCGACUGCGCGGUCGCAAGGUUCGGACGCGCCGGGGCCACCGCUUCCGCGGCCGCCGGCGCCGGCACUACCGGCAUCGCCAUGGUCACCGACUCCAAGUACCUGUAGAUCGACCAAUCGACCUAUCCAGCAAGCAGCUACUUGCAUACAUCUGAUGAGACGAACGUUUAUUUUAUUUAAUCUCCGAUCCGUAUAAGGAUAUAUGUAUGUGUCCCGACCUAAUCUAAUCAAGUGUUGGUGUAUUGGUUAAUUAGUAUUCAAAUCAACUUUUCUAUAUAUAAAAAAGAGAAAUAAUUCAGGAGCA